UACAAGCUUGAACUGCAUCUUUAUCAAGAUUGAAUCAGCCGGGUUCAAAGAGUACAAAAAUUGAAAACAUUUCAAACAACCAAAACAUAGAACCCAAAUUUUGAUAUCAAGUCUUACGUCUCUCCGGUUCGGCCGGUGAUUGCGAGAACCGACUUAUCCCAUUUUAUAUGCACUUUAUUGGGCUUUUCAUGAGCCCCAGAAUUUCAGUUAACUAUGUUUUAUUUUUAACUAAUUGGUUUAACCAGGUUGAAAAAUCUAAUCAAACUUCACACAAACAUAGACAGACAAUUUUUUUUAAACUAAUGUUUAUGGACGACUGGUUCGGCUGUCCUAAAAUAGUAACAAAUAUGUUUUCCUCCUAUUUUGUAGGUUAUAAUUAAAAGUAUUUGUUUUUUGGAUUUUGUGAUUUACUACAAAUAUCAUCAAACUCGAUCUUGUAAUAUUCCGCAUUUUUGGGUUAAUAACCUCCGUGAAUAUAAAGGGUUCUAUUACCUUCUAUUCUAAUAAUUCACACACACACACACAAACAAAAGACUAGACUUUUGGAUAAUUGAGAACUUAAUGACCAAAAAUAAUAAAAUUCUCGGACAGGAUCAGCUGUUGUACUUAAUCAAAGUAUCCUUAAUUAUCUCCAACUUACAUUUGACUGUAAAACCCACCACACAUUCACUCACUCACUUACACACCUAUACUUUAUAAUCUUCCUCCUUUCCAUAUAUGCAUUCCUCAUAUCAAACUUAACACCUCCAUAGAGACCUUUUUUAUAACUCUCUUCAUGGCUGAUAAUGUCCAAGUAGUACCCAUUGAGGAACCAGCCUCGACCGCAACCGCCACAGCCACCUCAACAACCAAUGAGCCAGAAACCAAAAGCUCCGAUCAAAUGGAGUCACAAAGCGACAAGCCACCCGUUGGAAUGUUGGUCACAAUCGUAAACCUUUGCGCCAUCGGUGUUCUUCCCAUCUUCACCUUCUUUCUUUCUCUAACACUCCUUGGCUACGCUGUGUGGCUCCUCUACAUGCGCAGCUACGAAUGCGAAGACAUCCUCGGUCUCCCACGUGUCCAGACGCUCGCUAGCGUCGGCCUCCUUGCCGUGUUCGUCAUCAGCAACGCGGCUCUCUUUCUCCGAAGGAAGUUUCCUAUGCCCGCACUCGUGGUGAUGGUGGUGAUUCUUUUGCUGAUGAUGUUCAUGGGUUUGGCGUACGCAGGAGUCAAUGAGAUGCAGAGCAGGCGGUUUCCGGCUACUGCGAGGUGGUUUAAGCUCAAAGUGAUGGACGAUGUGAACUGGAACAAUAUCAAAUCGUGUGUCUACGAUAAAGGAGCUUGCAACGAGCUUUUUUACCAAUAUCCUAAAGAGAAACCUUACAAUAGAAGAAAAAUGCCACCAAUAAAGAAUGGAUGUUGUAUGCCGCCGGAGACAUGUAACAUGGAUGCUUUAAAUGCGACGUUUUGGUAUAGAAGAAAAGACGAGGGCCCACCAUUGGAGACGGAGGUGCUGUAUGGUGGGAUGGGCGGAAUACUAAGCGACUGUGAGUUAUGGAGGAACGAUUGGAGCAUAAUGUGCUAUGAUUGUAGAUCUUGCAAGUUUGGAUUCAUUAGAUCUCUAAGAAGGAAAUGGUGGCAGCUUGGUGUCUUUUUGGUUGUCAUCUCUAUUCUUCUUCUUAUCUCUCACCUCUUGAUCUUCUUGGCCACCUUUUGGGAAAGAUUCAAGGGUCAAUAAUCAUCAUGGAGGUGGAGAUUUCUAUGUGGUAAAAUAAUUCAUUUGUUCUGUAUUCAUUUUAGUACUCAAGCAGGUGUUCCUUCAAGCAGAUCUUUAGCUCUUCAUCCUUUCUCUCUGUCUCUUUGUUUGGUUUAGUGUAAAGAACGUGUUUAAAAUAAAGUACAAACAAUUGGUUUGAUUCAGAACUCAAAAAGAAGUUCUUGAGUCCAUUGCUGAAUCUUUGAAGCACGGGACUUGAAGGUUAGAACUUAAAAGCGUCAUUGGUCGUAUAUAACACGGAUGAGAAGGUCUAAUAUUUUGCAUGUGCAUGUGAAUGCAGCAAAUGUGGUAAACCAUGUUAAAUUUCUGUGUUGUUUUGCAUUUAUUCAUAUGUUUCCGCACAAUUUUCUCCCAUUCUUUGUACUUCUUCCGUUUUUAAUAGAUGACAUUUUAGUAUAAAUUUUUUAUUCUAAAUUAGAUAACAUUUUAGUUUUUCAAUGUAAAAUUUAUAAACUUUUUAUAUUAUAUGACUAUUGUAAUUUGCAGUCUAAUUUAUUAUUAGUUAAAUUAUAUUUAGAAAAAUAAUUAAUGAUGUUUUUGCUUAGAAAAUAUAAAAAAAUUAAAUAUUUUGUUAACAUAUAAUAUAUGUGCUUAAUUUUAAAACGACAUCUAAUAAAAGGGAAAUGGAGCAAGAAACGAAAUAAAAUGUAACAAAGGAGAGCCACAAUAAAGAUACUUUGUUCUUUUAUUGUCCUAAACUACCAACAGAGGAGUGAUCAAGCUGGAUUAUUUAAGCUUCUUGGAAAUUAGGUGCACAUAUAAAUACUAUUAGGGAGAUAGAAAAAGUGGAAUACAUCUUUAAUAAAAAGGACUGCUUUAAUAAAAAGGUGAAAUUCUACAUUUUGUUUCCCUGCUUGCAUCCUUCAUCUGUACAAAGAAUAGCCAAUCUUGGGGGGAGUCAUAGACAA
Molecule: messenger RNA, 2664 nt
Organism: Brassica napus (rape)
Lineage: Eukaryota; Viridiplantae; Streptophyta; Magnoliopsida; Brassicales; Brassicaceae
Product: tetraspanin-15-like
Exons: 2
Coding region: 776-1717 (313 amino acids)
Biological process (GO): auxin-activated signaling pathway
Cellular component (GO): plasma membrane; plasmodesma
Source: RefSeq, a predicted model, not a curated record